AGCAACCACUCUGCCUAAAAACAGUUGUAUAAUGGAGGACUGACGUCCCACAAUGCACUGCAUCUUGUCAACUGACAUUGUACAACGAGUUCCGAGCUGCAUAAUAAAAGAUCGCGGGUAACGUUAAAUUAAGUUGUUUAUGAUCACGAAGUGUUUGUUGUGCCCGUCAUGAGUGGAAUGAGGACAAUACUGACCUCGCUAGCGAUAGGCGGUAUUGUCGCUAUCGGCUUCGGAAUGUGGGCCAUAGUUGUACCUGGAGAAGAUAGGAAAAGAGAAUUAUUUAAGAGUCUGCCAGAGUCAAAUCCUGUCCGUAUGGAUGAGACGAGAAAAAGAAAUGCCCUCAUGCUUCAGGUUAUCAAGGAUGCUGCAGAAACCCAAGAUAACAUUGCACGUGGAUUUGGCAGCCAAAAAUAAUGAAUGUGUGUUCGCACAAAUAUCAGACUUUUAGGUGCCUUUGCCAAUCUGCACGUGGGGGAGGAGAUGGAUCAAGGCUGGCUUAUACAAGUGAUCGAUAAACUGAGAUAUGCAUAUGCCUGUCAUGAAAACAGAUACUGUUGCAGAUUGUAUUUAUUUUUUAGGAAAUUGUUGUAAAUAAACUAAACCUACACCAUCGUUGAUCUGUAUACAACUGUUUUGUGUAAACUAAAUAAAUGUUGAUUUUUUUUGUAAAUUAAACAUUAAAAAUUCCAUGUAAUUUCCUUUUA
Molecule: messenger RNA, 704 nt
Organism: Paramisgurnus dabryanus
Lineage: Eukaryota; Metazoa; Chordata; Actinopteri; Cypriniformes; Cobitidae
Gene: uqcc3
Product: ubiquinol-cytochrome c reductase complex assembly factor 3
Biological process (GO): mitochondrial respiratory chain complex III assembly
Source: RefSeq, a predicted model, not a curated record